CUCUUUUGUGCUCCCAAACCGAACAUAACACUCACAAACUCAAGCAACACAUCUCUCUCUCUCUCUUAUUAUCUUUCAUUUUAAAUCCCUAGAUUGCCCUCGAGAUCGAUGGAGACAAAGCUGAUUAUAACUCUCAGUUCUUCGUUCAAAUCCUAAGCCUUUGUCUCCUCAUCAUUCUAAGAGAAAAUAUACAACAACCGUCAAGUUCUACUAAAAUCAUGAGACCCAUCUUAGACCUCGAGAUUGAAGCUUCAUCGGAACAUGAUCAUUCAGACAGCACCAAUAGCCAAGUUGCCUCAAACUUGUCUCCCCUGGGAGACGACUACAAACCAAUCUCUCUGAAUCUUAGCCUAUGUUUCAAUAACAACAACACCAAUUUGGAUCUUGAAUCAUCUUCUUUGCUACCAGUUUCGGGCACUAGCGAAAAUAGCAACCCGGAGCAGCAGCAGCAACAACAACAACCAUCUGUAUCAAAUAGAGUCUUCUCUUGCAACUAUUGUCAAAGGAAGUUCUACAGCUCUCAGGCUCUUGGCGGUCACCAAAACGCUCACAAACGCGAGAGAACGCUCGCGAAACGCGCUAUGCGUAUGGGUCUCGCAGGGGUUUUCCCUGGCAGAGGAUCCAAUAGCACAUACGCGGCUGCUGCAACAGCAGCCGCUCUCUCAUGCCUCCCGCUUCAUGGAAGCGGAAACGGUAACAUGACAUCGUUCAGGACUUUGGGAAUAAGGGCGCAUGCCUCGUCCCACGACCUCGGCAUUGCAAGGCCAACAACAGAAACUGUUAUUAGAAACAUUGCCAGGUUUAACCAGGGGUAUUUCAGUAACUGCGUACCUUUUUUCGUGGAGGACGACGAGGCUGAGCUUCUCUGGCCAGGGAGUUUCAGGCACGCGGGAGAUGCGGUUGGGUCUGAAGCGGGUGGUAAUGGUAAUUUAGGUGGAAGUAAAAUGGAUUACUUGGAGGUCAAACAAGCAAUGGAUAUGGAGAGUUCUCUUCCAGAUCUAACCUUGAAGCUUUGAGCUAUCUUUUUUUUUUUUGAAUUUGGAUUCUUAAUUUGCUUGCACGAGCUUCAUAACUCUAUUUAUGUACAGUGAGCGUUUCACAAACCGUUUCUAAUAUGCUUUCGUUAUAUGGUCACUAUCGUUAGUAUUUGCUUAUGUGUAUUGGUAAAGGAUAUGUAUUUGAUAUCAAGUAUAAAAGUGUGCACUUGUUAAUAAUCGCUACGUAAAUAUUCGCGCUAUCAG
Molecule: messenger RNA, 1241 nt
Organism: Eruca vesicaria subsp. sativa (arugula)
Lineage: Eukaryota; Viridiplantae; Streptophyta; Magnoliopsida; Brassicales; Brassicaceae
Source: the annotation of a GenBank genome assembly